Molecule: messenger RNA, 773 nt
Organism: Melitaea cinxia (Glanville fritillary)
Lineage: Eukaryota; Metazoa; Arthropoda; Insecta; Lepidoptera; Nymphalidae
Exons: 4
Coding region: 1-732 (243 amino acids)
Source: RefSeq, a predicted model, not a curated record
AUGGUUGUAAUCUACUUACUCCUGCUGGUCACUGUCGUUGCUUCCACGGAACAUUCCGGGGCCUACUCAUCACCGCAAUACGCAAAGAAGAUGUAUCCUAAGAACUACGACUCCAGUGCCUUUUUACCUAAAGAAACGCAAGCGACCGCCUUCAAGACUCCAGAAGUAGUCAGCAGAUACGAUGUCGACACCAAUGAUACUUCUAGCUACGGAAGAUCCUCGUUCCUCGAUACUGCUGGAAAUUUCCUGAGCGGGACUGGAGGUCAAGUCAUGUCAAGCCUAGCUAAAGACUUCAUAGCCAGGUCCACUGGGAGUAGCCAGGUCCUAAGUUUAAAUUUGACAAACUUAGUGAUACUCAUCGUACUCAAAGCGUUGAUAUUAGCUGCGGGUUUCUUCGGUGCCGGCGCUUGGAAAGGGAACUACUACGCAAGGAGUUUAGACGAUAACAAAAAUGUUACGUAUCUGACGGAAGAUGAAAUUAUGUUAUACCUGAGCUACCUCGCCGGGCAGCAGAGCCAAGACUACGGUUGCCUCUACCGGUUGUCUUGUCAGAAACCUCAACAAGCGGCCCUGUACUCAUCUGGUGCAGAACUUUUGUUGGAAGGAACUAAAUUAUUUCAAGGUAACCGCGUCGACUUGGAGCCCUACGAUGACAUUUCGAACGGGAUCAAAGAGGCUGUAGCUUGGGGCGAGCGCGGGCUGCCCUGCCAGACGCGCUACAAAUGCACAUAGCGCUUCUUGGUAGCCUAGACCUAUAAGACAAAUAUAAUAAA